CGUUGGGGAAACAAUUGCAUUUUUGCCCCGUUUCUUCUGGAAAGUCCUUGCAGUUCCACUCAAAGAAUGAAAUCUCCAUUGGCAUGGGUGGCCAUUGUGGUCACUGCAAUCUUAGCACAAGCGGAGAGUACUGUUCCUGUGAACCUGGCAUUGAGGAAAACCUGUCUGCAAUUCCAUGAGGCGAGUGGGGGUAAAGCGAACCGAGCUGUAGACGGCAACAAAAACACUAACUAUUUCAGCUACAGUUGCACCCAUACCAGCGCCAACGCUGGUGAUACCGUCAACAACAAUUGGUGGGCGGUGGAUUUAGUUGAUAUAUCUUUGAUACAGAAGGUUGUCUUAUAUAACAGAGGGGACUGCUGUGGUUCUAGACUAGGUAAUUUCGACAUCGUGGUGACAUACACCAGGCCUACCCCAGGGACGAGGCUUGUGUUUUCUUCUAGCGAGGUCUGUGCUCAUAAGACUGGAGCCGUCUCACAAGGUCAAUCACAGACAUUUAACUGCAACAAGCAACUACAAGGGAGAUAUGUUGCGGUCGUUAGGUCAAGAAGCCAGGCGUUGACUUUGUGCGAAGUCGAAGUCUUUGGAACCCCCAUUCCUCCAUGCAGCCUUGGUCUCAAGUUUGACGAGAGCACUAAAAAAUGUGUUGAUCCUUGUCCAGAUUAUCAACAGAGGUGGGACGGAACGAGAUGUGUUGUUAGGUGCAUUGCGAGUCAGAAAUGGGUUGGAACGAAAUGUGUUGCAAAAUGUCCGUCACCACAGAAGUACAACACUAUGUUCGGAACAUGUGAAGCGAAAACAUGCCGCUGCUUCGCAUCUGGUGAUCCCCAUUACUACCAAUACGACGGCCACAGAAUCGACUUCAUGGGUAAAUGCAAGUACACAUUCACCAAGCUAAAGGAUGACUUCAAGAAUGACAAGUGUUACUUCAAUGUAGAGGAGAAGAAUGUUCAUAUCGGUAACCCUCGAGUAAGCUUUGUGGCGUUGUUGGAUGUGACCGUCGAGGAUAUGACCUUCAGAUACAGUCAACAAGCGGGGAAGGUUUUCAUCGACGGCGUCGACAGAACCAAGAGCAGUUUCCCUAUAACUAUCAGGACCAGGAAAGGCACAGACGUGAAAGUCUCAUUCGCUAACAGGCAGUUCCAGGUCGAGGCCACAGCUUGUGGUAUGAUCACCACCUACAGGAGGUACUUCAUUGAGACGUUCAUCUCAUCCACACUCGGAACCAAGGUGGAAGGAAUCUGUGGAACAUGUAACGACAAUCGAAAUGAUGAUCUUAUUGCUAAAGGACAGACGAAAGCCACAACUAAGAAUGAAUUCUCGAGUAGUUGGUCUGUGCCCGAUGACUCUGGUCUACAGCAACAGAGCAACUGUAAAGCAGCCGAUGUCAAUGGUGAUUGCACUGUUGCUUGGGCCACGAAAGUCAAGAACAAUAACCACUGUGGUUACAUCACAGACACAAACGGUCCCUUCAAGGCUUGUAUCGCAAGUGGUUUGGUGAAUGUGAAGCAAUACCAGGACAGCUGCGAGUUCGACGUGUGUUUCUAUUCUAAAGAGGCCACAGCGGCGAAGGACGUCCCUGAUGUUGUCUGCAAGAACUUGGCUGUGUUUGCUGAUGAUUGUGCAAAGCAAGGGCUGGGAAGUGUUUGGAGAAGAGCCAACUUCUGUCCUCUAAACUGCGAGGCAAAUGCGUCCUACACUCCCAAGUUGUACCCUGCAUGUGAAAAGACCUGCCAACAGAGGAAAGCUCCCGCGGACUGCGUCGCUGGUGAGCCUGAAGAUGGCUGUUCUUGUAAUGAAGGCUACUUUAGACUUGGAAAUGACUGUGUUCUGCCUGGCAAGUGUGGAUGUGAUGCCGUUGAUGGACAACAUAUCGACAGCGGCAAUUCAGUUGUGAUGAAGGGUUGCACUGUCAAGUACGAAUGCACAGCGCAAGGCACCUUGAGGCAACUAGCUUUUCCUGCUUGUCAUAAAGAUGCUAGCUGCUCUACAGUAAAUGGACAGUACGCGUGUAAAUGCAAUGAUGGAUUCAAUGGUGAUGGACACUCUUGCCAGACCAACUGUCCGAAAGCAGAAGAAAAGUGGGACACUAAAAAUUCUAAGUGCGUUCUGCGUUGUGCCGCUGAUUAUAAAUGGGAUGAAGCGAAGAAGGACUGCAUUGCAAGAUGUCCAGCCGAGAAAAAGUGGACGGUGAAUAAAUGUGUUGACCGAUGUCCAAAUGCAGCCGAACAGUGGAGUCAAGUGGAGAAAAAAUGCAUUUUACGAUGUCCAGAUGCCGCCACCAUGUGGGAUACACGUCAAGGGAAAUGUGUUGAUCGCUGCGAGAAACACAAGGAAUGGGAUAACAAGGGAAAGAAGUGCACAGAUCGUUGUGCCGCUGCUGACAAAUGGGAUGAAACACAGAAACAAUGCAUUGCAAGAUGUCCAGCUGACAAAGAAUGGAAGGGGGCUAAAUGCAUGGACCGAUGCACUGAUCCAGCCACUGUAUGGUUCAAUGAGAAGAAGGCUUGCAUUCUACGUUGUCCAGAUGCCAAGACGAAGUGGGAUGAGAAGCAAGGCAAAUGCGUGAACCGUUGUUCAAUUGCCCAACUUUGGGAAGACACUUCAAAGAAAUGCGUAGAGCGCUGUGUCCCAGCGGACAAAUGGAACGAGGCAAGCAAAAAGUGUGAACCAAGAUGCCAAGUGGACCAGUUGUGGAAAAUGGACAAGUGUGUCAACCGUUGUGGUACAGGAGAAAAAUGGCAUGGAGCAACUAACAAAUGUUAUCAAGAUCCCAUGUAUCCAACGACGACGGAAGGAAAUGCCGGGGGAGCUGGUUGUGUCAUACCAUUCUUGUUUGGUGGAAAAUGGCAGGAGGACUGCGUCCCGGGAGCAAAUAAUAAGAAAUGGUGUGGUACUACUGAGAAUUACGAUCAGGACAAAAAGUGGGGUUAUUGCUCAGCUGCCUGUCGAACAAGUGCUGGUUUGGUCAAAAUGGCUGGUGACGCCUGGACAGAGGGCAAGGAAAAGGUAUUUUGUAACACUGAUGGAUCAAUUGGCAAGAUCACUGGAGAAAAUAUCAAUACGAAAGCCAGUGGCAAGUGCGUGUUUCCAUUUAAGUACAACGGCAAGUACUACGGAGGAUGUACAGGCAGCAAUCCAUGGUGCGCCACAACGCCAGAUUACGAUACAGAUGCAAAAUGGGGAUAUUGUCAUUUAAUAGCUACAUGCCUGACGCAGGAUCAUAAGCAAGUGACAGCCGGCGAAACAUGGUCAAGUGGAGGGAUGGAAUAUUCAUGUGGAAGAGAUGGAAAAGUUAGGAAAAACGUGAAGACAUCCGCUGGUAACUGUCUCUUCCCGUUCAACUACAAAGGCUCCACUUAUGAGGCGUGUACGGAGGUUGCAUCGGCUGGUAAACCCUGGUGUUACGUCGACGCAUCCGAGUCCGCGUACGGCUAUUGCUAGACCAUAUACUCUAACCACUGAUCCAUAUUCCUCUAUUUUUCUGUACCAGUAACUGCAAUAUGUACCAGCAAAUACCAAUGUAUGAAAAACACAUUGGUUAAAUGUGUAUCCUUUCGAUUAUCUCUAAUAAAUAUCAU
This is a messenger RNA of Lineus longissimus, 3581 nucleotides long. RefSeq names its product zonadhesin-like. The record is from RefSeq and is a predicted model, not a curated record. Lineage: Eukaryota; Metazoa; Nemertea; Pilidiophora; Heteronemertea; Lineidae. Gene Ontology annotation, cellular component: extracellular matrix. The transcript has 32 exons. Bases 67 to 3444 code for a protein of 1125 amino acids.